AUUACAGCUCAGAUUUGUGCCUCUUCUGUCAUUUGGCUGUGUGACUGCUGAGACUGCUCUGCUGUACUGUGACUUAAGCAACAGAGCGUACCUUAGGGUCACAGUGAAUGGGAUGAUAGUAGGACAGACACAAGAAGAAGAGCGGGAAUAUGGCGACAGGAUCAUCUCCUACUCACCCAGGCUUUGGCACCUCUGGGAAAAGUUUCCUCAUCGACAACCUGCUGCGCUCAGCAGGGCCAUCCUCUCCCACUCCUCCCUCGUUCGCCUCGGACGGAUCAACAGGUCGGCUCUUCAGGGGCCCACUUGGCAACCCUCGCAGGACAGCCUGGGGCCCUCAGCAUGUUGUCUAUGAGGGUCAGAGUCAAAACUGUGAAAGAGCCAAGGACAGAGGGUUAAUUCCUCGGCUACACUCAGGCCGACUGAGCCGCAUGUUUCUCCCAGGUCCUCGGUAUCUGCUGGCAGCAGCGUCUUGCUGUGGUGGGUCUAGCCCCUCGCCUGUCUUCUCCAAGGGAGCCAACUUUCCGAUGUGGUCCCCGGAUACAAGCCCGAAAUCCCGGCGAGGGAUCCUCCGGAGGGCCGUGUUCUCCGAGGAACAGAGGAAGGAGCUGGAGAAAAUGUUCAAAAGACAGAAGUACAUCAGCAAGACUGACAGGAACAAACUGGCAGCAGACCUGAGCCUGAAGGAGUCCCAGGUGAAGAUCUGGUUCCAGAACCGGAGGAUGAAAUGGAGGAACUGUAAAGAGAAGGAGGCCCACAGUGGCCGAUCCCCAAUGGAGGAGCUUAUGUCCCGGGGCUGCAACCAAAAAGAGGAUCCCCAGGGGGCACCAGAGAGCACUUCACAUAGAACCCCAUCACAGCAGUCCCUAGUACAGGGGCACACGAGUUACCCCAGAGAAAGAGCCAUGCAAGGAACCUGUGACUUUGAUACAGCCACUGAGUCGGCAAACAUUCACCGUCUGUGACCCUUGAGACGAGGAGAGACUGAAAUGAAAGGGACAGUCACAUUAAUUAAAAGGGACCGUCUGAUAUAAAACAACUAACAACCAUAACAACACAAUACCAGUAAUCUUUUAAAAAGUUUUUUUGAUUACUAUUGUGUAGCAAGAUUUUGUAGACGGACUUCACUCUGUCAAACUGUUUUUCAAAGGAUGUACUUUGGUAUUUUGAAUAAUCAAUAGAAAUCUCAUAAACCAAACUUUUCCUAUGCCAUAUAUUGUAUAUAAAUACGCAGUAAAGGUUAGUCAGGUGUAUACAACCGAGGUGUUUCAACGUUUAAUAUUGUAAUCAGAAUGCUUUUUCUCUUUUGACUGAAAAAACGGUGUAAAUAAAAUGAAUCAUUACAUUUUCA
Molecule: messenger RNA, 1348 nt
Organism: Esox lucius (northern pike)
Lineage: Eukaryota; Metazoa; Chordata; Actinopteri; Esociformes; Esocidae
Gene: dbx2
Product: developing brain homeobox 2
Exons: 4
Coding region: 150-962 (270 amino acids)
Biological process (GO): regulation of transcription by RNA polymerase II
Molecular function (GO): DNA-binding transcription factor activity, RNA polymerase II-specific; DNA binding
Source: RefSeq, a predicted model, not a curated record